AUGCGCAGGCGCACCGGCGCGGGGCGGGGCCUGGAGGGAGGAAUCAAAUGCUCUACCACUGAGCUAUACCCCCAGCGGCCACUAGCGGCUUCCUCUGCGUGUGUGGACACUCUGGACAUCGGACUGAGGACGGACAGGCAGUCCAUACCCACUCGCAAAGGACUUGCCAGCUAUGAGCAAGGUGUGCGGGUCACCGAGCACUGCGAUCUGCGAUGUCUGACCAGCGAAUCUCAGGCUCGGUUCCGGUGUUGCGAGUCCUCGCCUGGAGAGGCGCGAGAUGGAGAAGGCGUGCAGGGGUUGUCCCCGUCUCCUCCUCCCGGUGUCCGGAGUGUCUGGACUCGGUGUCCCUGGUGUGUGGGAAACCCCAGGCUGUGGACUUCGCGGGCACAGUCACCCCCUCGAGAUCGGGAGGACUGGAAUGGAGAGCAGGGCCACUGGGACCCCUCACGCUGGGACCCCGGGGAUCGCGUGCUGUCCUCGGUGGCUCGGUUGGAGACCGAGCCCGGAGAUCUUCAGCUUUCCCCUUCUUGCUCCCCUUCCAGAGAGGGACCCGUUCGGAUCGGGGAGCUUAUUUUUAGCUCAGACGGGGGAAAGACCACGCAAAUUAAGAAAUGAUUUCGGCUGUGCCACGUCGGACACUUUGAUAGUAACCGCGCGGUCACGUUCAGCGAGGUCGUGGGCAAGUUCCCCGGACAGAUUCCCGACGAGUCCCUCGUUAAGAGUUUUCUGCUGCAGAGACCAGCUUUGGGGGGUUAUGUAUUAUUGAUGAAAAGAGGGCUUACCGUAAUGUAUCCAGAGGAGAUAAAGGAUGUCCUGAUGAUGGACAUCAGCCCAGGGGACACUGUUUUGGAAGCAGACUCAGGCUGUAGUGCAGUGAGCUUAUUUUUAUCCAAAGCAGGUAAGAUUGGCGUAACUGAAGGAGGUCAUGGGGCAGGGGGAGACAUGAUCUCCAGAGCUCACUGGCCAGCCAAUCUAGUAGAGGCUGUGAGCUCUAGGUUCAGUGAAGAGACCUUUUAUUGUUUUCACUUUUCUGAAAGCAUCACACAGGUUAUUGAACUUUUGGAUGGGACUCGCACCUGUGAACUUGCUCUCUCAUGUGAACAGAUAAGCGAGGUCAGAGAGUGGCUGCUUUGCCUUACAAAACGGAGAAGUGGAAUUCUGCCUCCAACAGAGACCAAAAUCAACACAAAUUUACAAUUACAUUCUCUUAAGGAAAUUGGGGUUGGAAAUGAAGUAUUUCAAAAGGAGAACCAUGUUGAGCUUCAGUUUUAUUUUAUGCUUGUUUUUGAUAGUGAGGGAAGUUCAAACCACAGCUGAACUGAGUACCUGAGGUGACAGCCAUCAGUUUGGAGGCAGAGAAGUACCAAAUGAGAAGAUACUCUCACUUACUGUCAGAAACGGGCACUUCCAGUUAUUACUGUGAUCUGCAUAACUUUUCAUGUGUUUGCGGAGUAACCGAAGCUAGAGAACACUGCACAGCUUGGUAACUGCCCCAUUUUGACAGGGUCUUGCAUUAGCUGGACAUUCUGUAGCUAUGGUUCCAGGUUGCUGUGGUAGAACCUUGUCAUUCUUCACUUCCUGUAAACCACUCCAUAGCUUUGUCUUCCUUCAUAAAAUUAGUUUCCUUUUCUUUGUUUGAUUGAUGGUCAUUGGCUACCAAAAUAA
Molecule: messenger RNA, 1665 nt
Organism: Onychomys torridus (southern grasshopper mouse)
Lineage: Eukaryota; Metazoa; Chordata; Mammalia; Rodentia; Cricetidae
Gene: Trmt61b
Product: tRNA methyltransferase 61B
Biological process (GO): tRNA methylation
Cellular component (GO): tRNA (m1A) methyltransferase complex
Source: RefSeq, a predicted model, not a curated record